UGUUGAAACAAAUACAUAAUUUAAAAGAAAAGAACAAGCAAGAUUGAAUAUUUUUCAUUAAGAAAUAAUAAUAAGUGAAAUAAUCACAUAAUCACAUAACAAUCGCGUAUUUUGAAACAUAUAUAUGUAUGUAUAUAUUGAAAAUAUAACGCAUUAAAAAGAAAAAGAAGAAAUUUACAAAUAUCCUUGAAUUUUUCAAGUAUAUUUAUAUUUCAAAAUCGUGUGUGUAUUUUCCUGAGGCUGUGAAAUAGUCAUCGCAUCGAUCGUCACAAUUAGUCUGAGUCAAACAGUUGAACUAAUCGGUAGGUUUUUGGCGGUCGUUUUAGUUUUCCAUCGGAUCACGUUUCUGGGGAAAAUUUGGUUUUCUACGAUAAAUAUUAUUUAAAAAUUUAUUAACUAUGAUGAAAACGUCUACUGAAGAGAGUCUGCAUUUCAUCAGACAGUCGUUGAAAUCGGAAGAAAUGGAUCAUCUCGAAGGAAUUCAUUUUGAUCGAAAUUAUCCUCAUGUGUUUGUAACACUAGGAGCUUCUGGUGACUUAGCAAAGAAAAAAAUCUAUCCAACGCUAUGGUGGUUGUUUAGGGAUAAUCUUUUACCAAAAACUACCACAUUCUUUGGUUACGCACGUACAAAUAUGUCUGUGAACCAAUUACGAGCAAAAUGUCAUCCAUAUAUGAAAGUAAAAUCGGAUGAGGAGAAAAAAUAUGAAGAAUUUUGGAAAUUAAAUUACUACGUGACUGGUCAGUAUAAUUCGCAAAAAGGAUUUGAAGUAUUAAAUAAUGAAUUGAAGAAAUAUGAGGAAGGCUACAAUAUUACUAAUAGAUUGUUUUACUUGGCCUUACCACCGAGUGUAUUUGAAAAUGUAACCGUGCAUAUUAGGAAUAUUUGUAUGAGUGAUAAAGGAUGGACCAGAAUAAUUAUAGAAAAACCAUUCGGUCGCGACGCGGCUACGUCACAAAUUUUGUCCGAUCAUCUCGCAUCCUUAUUCAGAGAAGAUCAGAUUUAUCGUAUCGAUCAUUAUUUGGGAAAAGAAAUGGUUCAAAAUUUAAUGACUCUACGAUUUGGUAAUCGAAUAUUCAGUCCAACAUGGAAUAGGGAUAAUGUGGCCUCUGUACAAAUUACAUUUAAAGAACCAUUUGGUACGCAAGGAAGAGGCGGUUACUUCGACGAAUUUGGUAUCAUUAGGGACGUCAUGCAGAAUCAUUUAUUACAAAUCUUGUCAUUGGUUGCGAUGGAGAAGCCAGCGUCUUGUCAUCCGGAUGAUAUACGAGAUGAGAAGGUAAAAGUGUUAAAGUGCAUAAAGACUUUGACGCUGGACGAUGUUGUAUUAGGUCAAUAUAUUGGUGAUCCUGAAUCCGAUAAUCCUGAUGCUCGACUUGGCUAUUUGGAUGAUGCUACUGUACCUUCCGGUUCAAUUACGCCCACAUAUUCCCUUGCUGUGCUGAAAAUUAAUAACGAGCGGUGGGAUGGUGUUCCGUUUAUCCUCAAAUGUGGAAAAGCUUUAAAUGAACGAAAGGCAGAAGUUAGAAUACAAUAUCAGGAUGUACCUGGCGAUAUAUUUGAUGGAAAAGCGAAGAGAAAUGAAUUGGUAAUUAGAGUACAACCAGGUGAAGCAUUAUAUAUUAAAAUGAUGACGAAAUCACCUGGUAUUACAUUCGAUAUGGAAGAAACAGAAUUAGAUCUUACAUAUGGUUCUAGAUAUAAGGAUCUAAAACUUCCGGAUGCAUACGAACGAUUAAUUUUGGAUGUAUUUUGUGGCUCGCAAAUGCAUUUUGUACGUAAUGAUGAACUUUCGCAAGCAUGGAGAAUUUUUACGCCCUUGCUUCAUCAAAUAGAAAACGAAAGAAUUAAACCAAUUCCGUACACAUAUGGUUCACGAGGACCCAAAGAAGCAGAUGAAAUGGCAAAGGAAAAUAAUUUCGCUUAUUAUGGUUCAUACAAAUGGGUGAAACCAUAAAUAGAAUUUUUGUUAUAUAAUAAUGUAUAAUUCUG
Apis florea (little honeybee) is the source of this 1990-nucleotide messenger RNA. RefSeq names its product glucose-6-phosphate 1-dehydrogenase Zw (gene Zw). Lineage: Eukaryota; Metazoa; Arthropoda; Insecta; Hymenoptera; Apidae. The record is from RefSeq and is a predicted model, not a curated record. Gene Ontology annotation, molecular function: glucose-6-phosphate dehydrogenase activity; NADP binding. Gene Ontology annotation, cellular component: cytosol. Gene Ontology annotation, biological process: pentose-phosphate shunt, oxidative branch; glucose metabolic process.